CGCGGCAGCAGAGCGCUGCACGACCUCCGCCUCCCCCAAUCCGUCCCGUCUCCUCGCCCGCCGCCCUCGACUCCCGUCUCCUCGCCUGCCGCUGGCGCCGAUCUCCAUCCUGCUAGCAGAGGUGGCGCCGGCGUCCUCCUGCUCCCGCCGCAUUCGCUCACCGGUGAGCAUCCUAAUCCAUCCCAUCCGGUCUCGGUCUCGGCCUCGGCCUCGAAUUUCGUCUCCUCGCCCGCCGCUUGCGCCGAUCCCCAUCCUGCGAGCAGAGGUGGCGCCCGGCGUCCUCCUUCUUCCACCGCAUCGUCGCUCGCCGGUGAGCAUCCCUCCCUACCCACACCUCAUCAGUUAUUCUGCGUUAUCCCUCAAAAAGUUUGGGGGUUCAACCGAAACAGGGUUAGAUCUCCCUCUGCCUAGCUCCACCUACUUUCAAGUUGUUAAUUUUGAUUUCCGUUUUUAGCAGAUGUAAUUUGGUUACUGAAUCUCAUCCAAACACCCUUAGAACGAAAAAUGUAAGCUCACAUAAUUUGUACUCAUCCAAACUCACAUAAAUUUCUUAAGAAGAAUCUAGACCACAAACUACCCAUAGUCACACAAAAUAUCUUUUUAUCAAGGUAUAUUCUUAUAAGUAAUUUUUAUUCCACAAAAUUUUCUAAAGGACAUACUGUGACACUUGGCAUUAAUCUAAUUUAACUUUUUUUCUUUAUCAGGUUAUAAAUUUUCUAAGACAUUUGUGCCACUUGGCAUGAAUCUAAUUUAACAUUCUUUCUUUAUCAGGUUAUAAAUUGAAACCAUUGAAUGUACUUUGUCUUCCCGUCUCUAAAACAUUGUGAUAUAUCUAUAAUAUUUUAAUAUUUUUAAGUUUAAAAAUAAUUUAGACUAAUAAUAUAGAUAUUUAAAUUAGGUAAUUAAUAAAUUCAAAUCAACUAUAGUUUAGAAUAAAAAAACAAAAUAAUAUAUGCCAAGUACAAUCUAAUAACAAUAGAAUGUUAGAAACAAUAUGAAUUCAAUAUUUUUAUAAAUUUUAAGUACGAUUCAUACAUAAAAUUAAAGAAAAAUAUAAAUUUAUAUAUAAGUGAGAACAUAAUAAAAUGCAAGUUAAAAUUAUUAAAGGAAAAAUAUUAUUAAUAAACAAUGAUGUUGAUGUAUUUCUAAAUAUUUUCACGUAUUAUUUAUUAAGUGUCAAUGAUUGAAAUGGAUGAUUUACCAUGUAACAGAUUAAUUAUUAAAAUUAUAUUGUUUUCAUCCGUUACAAUGCACGGGCAUUUUACUAGUCUAUAUAAUUGAUCGCUCUAUCAAUAAACCUUAAUAUCGACAAGUAACCACAACGUUAAGCCAUUGAUCGACAACCUAAAAGCUACAACUGACCAUAAAUUUCACUGGCUUAGAUGAGAUGUAAACACAUAAAUAAACCAUAAAAAACGAGAAUUCGGAGAUGAUGGCACCCCAAGUCCCCAACUCCAAACCAUUUUCCGGACAAAAAAAAAACAUUCAACUCUAAACCACAGACUCAUGAGACCAUGUAACUCAAGCAAAUCUGACUAACAAAGAUAACUCGAAAUCAAAUCGAGAAAUAAAUGCAGAUUUGCUAAAAAGACGUGUGUGAACCGGUCCCAAAUUCUCACAAAUCUGAUCCAUGAAAAUCUGCAGCCGUUAUGAACUUCCAAAUUUGGUUCCAAACUCUGAACUUUUGCUCGCCCUACUAACCCCCCUCACAAAUCGCCCAAAAUCCGAACGACGCCGCCGCCGGAAUCCGCCACCGCCGCCGACGGAAGCAAGGGCAGGUCAGGCCGUCGUCGGGAGGGGGGGAGAGGAGAGGCGCAUGGCGAAGCUGGGGCCGGGGCAGGGGCUGGGGUGCGAGGCGGCGGUGGGGUUGCUGGCGCCAAGCAGGAAGAGGGAGUACAAGGCGUGCAACAAGCUCACCGAGGGGAAGCGGCCGCUCUACGCCAUCGGAUUCAACUUCCUCGACUUCCACUACUACGAGGUCUUCGCCACCGUCGGCGGCAACCGCGUGACAACCUACAGCUGCCUCAAGGAUGGUAAUUUUGCUAUCCUGCAAGCAUAUAUUGAUGAGGAUAAGGAUGAAUCGUUCUACACACUGAGUUGGGCUUGUGAUCUUGAUGGCACACCGCUGUUAGUGGCUGCAGGAAGCAAUGGGAUCAUUCGGGUCAUCAACUGUGCCACUGAGAAGUUACUCAAGACUUUUGUUGGCCAUGGCGAUUCAAUAAACGAGAUAAGAACUCAAGCAUUAAAGCCUUCGCUCAUCAUUUCUGCAAGCAAGGAUGAAUCUGUUAGGCUGUGGAAUGUUCACACAGGGAUCUGCAUUUUGAUUUUUGCUGGAGCAGGAGGUCACCGGAAUGAAGUAUUGAGUGUUGACUUCCACCCAUCUGAUAUCUACCGCAUAGCAAGUUGUGGCAUGGAUAACACUGUUAAAAUAUGGUCAAUGAAGGAAUUCUGGCCAUAUGUUGAGCAAUCCUUUACAUGGACUGACCUUCCAUCAAAAUUUCCAACAAAAUAUGUGCAAUUUCCGGUCUUGGUUGCUGUAGUACAUUCUAACUAUGUUGAUUGUACUAGAUGGCUUGGUGACUUCAUUCUGUCAAAGAGUGUUGACAAUGAAAUUGUGCUGUGGGAGCCAAAAACAAAAGAACAAAGUCCCGGGGAGGGUAGCAUUGAUAUUCUUCAGAAGUAUCCUGUGCCAGAAUGUGAUAUCUGGUUUAUCAAAUUCUCAUGCGAUUUUCACUUCAAUCAAUUGGCAAUAGGCAACCGUGAAGGAAAAGUCUUUGUCUGGGAAGUACAGUCCAGUCCUCCUGUUUUAACUGCUCGGCUGACUAAUCCGCAAUGCAAAUCUGCGAUAAGGCAGACUGCCGUGUCAUUUGAUGGAAGCACAAUCCUUGCCUGCAGCGAGGAUGGCAGCAUAUGGCGAUGGGAUGAAGUGGACCAUCCAAAAGCAUGAAAAGUACCCUUAUAGACAGACCAUGGCAAUGCCAGAUUAAGAUUGACUUGGGAAUUCCUGCAUGUGUACUUUGUUGUGGGGGUUAUAGUAAUCAGUCUUACUGUUGAAAAAAAGUGCAAUCUGAUACUCUGAAAUUAGAAGGAUUGACAGCUGAAUGCUGGGGUUACCAACUUGAAUGUUGCAAAUAGGAUACUGCUUCUGUUAUAUGCUGAAUGUUUCAAGUUAGGGCCUUUUUGUAAAUGGGAAGAUUCGGCUAUGCCAGAUUUUUGGAAAAGUUGCCAUUUGCUUUGUUACCAAAGUUGCAUGGCAAAGAUUGGCCCAGCUCAAAUUUCUAUAGUUAUAAAUGAGUUGCCAAAUAUUUUGGCUUCAAACAAA
Molecule: messenger RNA, 3322 nt
Organism: Oryza sativa Japonica Group (Japanese rice)
Lineage: Eukaryota; Viridiplantae; Streptophyta; Magnoliopsida; Poales; Poaceae
Source: RefSeq, a predicted model, not a curated record